This is a messenger RNA of Helianthus annuus (common sunflower), 1890 nucleotides long. Its product is annotated as calcium-dependent mitochondrial ATP-magnesium/phosphate carrier protein 3. Gene Ontology annotation, molecular function: calcium ion binding; ATP transmembrane transporter activity. Lineage: Eukaryota; Viridiplantae; Streptophyta; Magnoliopsida; Asterales; Asteraceae. Gene Ontology annotation, biological process: transmembrane transport. Bases 204 to 1637 code for a protein of 477 amino acids. The transcript has 4 exons. The record is from RefSeq and is a predicted model, not a curated record.
CUAAUCUCUCUCUCCCUCUAUUUACCACAACCCAAAAACACCUCCACAAUUUCCACCUGCAAAACUCCAAUCAAACAGGACCCAUUUAUGUAAUCUCUAAAUAAUACAUCUUCAAUAUACAUAUCUUCACUCCAUCUCCUCAUUCCCUCACAAAACAAUAACUGUAUCUAUCUAUUCAUCUAUCCAUUUCUGUUUAAUUCAACAUGACAUCCCCAGAUAUCAAACCAAAACCGGUACCGGCAUCAAUGGACGCCGUGUUAACCGCAUUGGGGGAAACAAUGGAGCAACGGGACACGAGGCUCCGGAAUUUGUUCAAAUUCUUCGAUACGACCAACGCAGGGUUCCUGGACUCGGUUCAUAUUGAGGUCGGGUUAUCCGCGAUGAAAAUACGGUCGGAUUAUAAGUACGCGGAGGAGUUGCUUCGGGUUUGUGAUGCGAAUAGUGACGGGAGAGUGGAUUAUGAGGAGUUUAGGAAGUAUAUGGAUGAUAAGGAGCUUGAAUUGUUUCGGAUUUUUCAGGAUAUUGAUGUUGUUAAGGAUGGUGGGAUUGAGCGCCAAGAGCUCCAUGAUGCGCUUGUUAAGUCAGGUAUAGAGCUUAAUGAUGCUGAAUUAGCUAGUUUCGUGGAACAUAUCGACAAAGAUAACAACGGAACCAUAACGUUCGGGGAAUGGAGAGACUUCCUUCUACUUUAUCCACACGAAGCAACGAUUAAAAACAUCUACCAACAUUGGGAACGCAUAUCACAAAUCGAUAUAGGAGAACAAGCCGUAAUCCCAGCUGGCAUAAGUAAACAAUCCAACGCCUUCAAAUAUCUACUUGCCGGUGGGGUGGCGGGGGCCAUCUCUCGUACCGCCACCGCCCCACUCGACCGCCUUAAAGUGUCAUUCGCAGUCCAAACCACCAAAACUUCAAUCGGGUCCACCGUUAAGAACAUUUGGAAAGAAGGCGGGGCUUCAUCGUUUUUUAGAGGUAACGGGUUGAACGUUGCUAAGGUGGCCCCCGAGAGUGCGAUAAAGUUUUACGUUUAUGAAAUGCUGAAAGAAAUAAUUGGUAAGGAUGAUAUAGGAACGUUUGGGCGGCUUUUGGCUGGCGGUACGGCGGGUGCUGUUGCGCAAACGGCGGUUUAUCCAAUGGAGUUGGUGAAAACUCGGUUACAAACUUACGUUUCUGAACCCGGAAAGUUUCCUUCAUUGGGGAAACUUUCGAAGGAUAUUUGGGUUCACGAGGGCCCACGGGCUUUUUAUAAGGGGAUGGUUCCGUCGCUUCUUGGUAUUAUUCCUUAUGCGGGAAUCGACCUUGCGGUGUAUGAGACGUUGAAAGAGAUGUCUAAAACAUAUGGUUUUGUUGAUAGCGAACCUGGUCCUAUAGCUCAAUUGAGCUGUGGAACAGUUGCAGGGGCCCUUGGAGCCGCCUGCGUGUACCCGUUGCAAGUUGUUAGGACAAGAAUGCAAGCACAUCAGGCUAAAGAAGCUGCAAGAUACAACGGGAUGGCUGACGUUUUUAUAAAAACUUAUCAAAAAGAAGGGGCCCGAGGUUUCUACAAAGGGCUUUUCCCGAAUCUUUUAAAAGUUAUACCGGCUGCUAGCAUCACGUAUAUUUCUUAUGAAGCAAUGAAAAAGGCACUAGAGCUACAAUGAUGAUGACGACAAUGAUGUCCGAGUGUUUAAAAAAAGGUGAGAUGUUACUGGUCGAGUUACACGACGGUAUGCUAAUUUACGACUUGGAAAGAAGGGUAUUUUUGUAAAUGAAGAUACUUCUUCAAGGUUGCAUUCUUAUUUCAUAUUUAUGUUCUGAAAUGAGUACAUUAGACUCUGCCAAUUCUUUGUUACAUGUCGGAUUUGUGGUGAUGAUUAUGAUCUUACUUUUCAAGAUUUGUUGUUAAUUUUGUCA